AUGCAGGUGCUUUGCCGCGUCGAGUCUGCUGAGAAACACGCCCAUCUGCAGCAGAGCGCACGCUGCCCCGGCUGUCCGCCGUGGGACCCUCCGCAUACUGCGCUCAGCUCUACGCGGCGCGGUGCAUCGACGUUUCGCCAUUUCGGGGAGUCUCAUCAACCACGCGGCGUACCACCCAUUGUCCAUCGAAACAUCGGCGACGCUGCCCUCUUCUCGACGACGUUUGCUCCCAUGCGCAACAAUUAA
Molecule: messenger RNA, 246 nt
Organism: Sporothrix brasiliensis 5110
Lineage: Eukaryota; Fungi; Ascomycota; Sordariomycetes; Ophiostomatales; Ophiostomataceae
Exons: 2
Coding region: 1-246 (81 amino acids)
Source: RefSeq, a predicted model, not a curated record